AUGUCCUCCACUGAUCAUCCGUCGGCAGUAAGCCCACCGGCGCUUCCCCCUACACCCCAGCAGUCCCGCUUCCCCCACACAACGCAUGUGUUCUUCCACCCAGCGCUUCUUCCAGCACGCCCGGGGCAGCCCAACCCGGCCGGAUACGAAUUCAUAGAUACAAUGGAGACCCAGCCGUUGCAUGGGCUCCGGCGCGACUCAGCACUUCUUCCAGAACGCCCGGCCCGGCCCAAUCGUCGUCGCCGAUACCCGUCCAUUCCACUCCAGUCGCUCCCACCCAGCUUGGGCACCCCACACGGUCCCCCCGCGGCGGCAUCCUCUCCCGUGCCGGCACCCUCCCCCGUGGUGCCCUCCUCCCCCGUCGCGCCACCGAGCAACACCGCGGACGCCACCCGCCCCCCCCCCACGAGCACCGAGCAGACCACCGCCACAGCACUUAGCUUCCUCCCGCCGCCGCCGCCGCCGCCGCCCCCGCCGACCCCCUCCACCACUUGCCCACCACCGCCCGCCGACAGCACAGGGCCCACACCGCCCGCGCCCGCCACCACCGUCCCCACCGACUCCACCGCCUGCUCAAUCCUCCUCUGCACCCACUCGUUAUCACGCGCGCGCGCCCCGCGCAACCACCGCAUCGCCGUCUUCCGCGCCCACCCCCGCGGCGAAAACACCACCGACACAGCCCUCUUUCUUUCCUUCCGCCGCAUCUACAACGCCGAGCUCCGCUCCUUUUGGCAGCGCUUCUUCUCCCUGCGCGGGCUCAAGUACAUCAGCAUCGUCGAGUACACACACCCCGAGGCACCGGUGCUUCUGCUGCUCGACGCGGCCUCGCGCAACAGCAUCAUGUACGCCUUCAACAAGCCGCACAAGCUGCGCUCGGGCGGCGCCUGGGUCGACUGGGUGUUUGCGCUCAAAGCGCAGCCGCCGCGCCGCUUCGGGCUCGAGUUUGUGCAGGGCUGGGACGCGCGCAAGAUUGUGAUGCUGGCAGCGGUGCCGUGGGUGGCCAGCGUGUUUACGGCUGUGCUGUGGAGCGCGCUGAUGGGCGAUGUGCAGGCCGGCAUGGCGGUGGCGAGCUAUAUAUUGACGGCGAGCGGAGGGGUGCUGGCGCUGCUGGGCAUUGUGAGUACGUUGGAGGGGUAG
Morchella sextelata is the source of this 1137-nucleotide messenger RNA. RefSeq lists its product as uncharacterized. The record is from RefSeq and is a predicted model, not a curated record. Lineage: Eukaryota; Fungi; Ascomycota; Pezizomycetes; Pezizales; Morchellaceae. Bases 1 to 1137 code for a protein of 378 amino acids. The transcript is spliced from 3 exons.